Ictidomys tridecemlineatus (thirteen-lined ground squirrel) is the source of this 4302-nucleotide messenger RNA. The record is from RefSeq and is a predicted model, not a curated record. NCBI's taxonomy places the organism in Eukaryota, Metazoa, Chordata, Mammalia, Rodentia, Sciuridae.
UUUUUAUGUUUGUUUUUUAUUUUAGAAAUCAGGACCCUUGAUAUUUAGGAAAACUAUGUUUAACUCUACUGAAAUCAGGUUUUCUGUUAAGUCAUUCAGUUGUCUGAGGCCUGUGAAGUUUACCAUAGAGUGGACCUUGAAGUAUCAUACCUGUCACAACGAGUACCCUGAGCUGGAAGAGAUGUCCCAAAAACAUGAACUUGAAGAAGACUUUUGUGCUUAUUUGAAGAACAUCAACUGCUGGACAACAAAAAAUGAAAACUUAGAUUGCAACAGUGAUUUACAGGUGUUUCCCUCAUUGAACAAUAAAGAACUAACAGGUAUCAGAAAUGCUUCAAAUCAGGAAGGAUCGAUGGAUAUUGUAGCCAGAACACAGAGAGAUGGGUUUCACAUCUUUAUUGUUUCUAUUAAAACGGAAAAAACAGACGCCAGCUGGAAUUUGAAUGUUUCUCUUUCAAUGAUGGGGCCUCAUGGAUAUAUCUCUGCAUCAGAUUGGCCUCUGAUGAUUUUUUACAUGGUGAUGUGUAUUGUUUAUAUAUUAUAUGGUAUACUCUGGCUGACGUGGUCUGCCUGUUACUGGAAAGAUAUAUUAAGAAUUCAGUUCUGGAUUGCAGCUGUAAUUUUCCUAGGAAUGCUUGAAAAAGCAGUUUUUUAUUCGGAAUACCAAAACAUCAACAGCACCGGACUAUCAACCCAAGGCUUAUUGAUAUUCGCCGAGUUGAUAUCUGCAGUUAAGAGGACGUUGGCCCGCCUCCUGGUGAUCAUUGUGAGCUUGGGCUAUGGUAUUGUGAAGCCACGUCUAGGAACCGUCAUGCACCGAGUGAUUGGACUGGGACUGCUCUACUUCAUCUUUGCUGCUCUGGAGGGUGUGAUGAGAGUCAUUGGGGGUUCUAACCACUUAGCUGUUGUCUUGGGUGACAUUAUUUUAGCAGUUAUUGACUCCAUUUUUGUGUGGUUCAUUUUUAUAAGUUUGGCACAAACGAUGAAGACCCUGAGGCUAAGAAAAAACACAGUGAAAUUUUCCUUAUAUAGGCACUUUACAAAUACUCUCAUAUUUGCUGUGUUGGCUUCCAUAGUGUUUAUGGUGUGGACAACCAAGACAUUUAGAAUUGCAAAAUGCCAAUCAGACUGGAUGGAACUCUGGGUGGAUGAGGCCUUUUGGAGCUUCCUGUUCUCACUCAUCCUUAUUGUAAUAAUGUUUUUGUGGAGACCAUCGGCAAAUAACCAGAGAUAUGCAUUCAUGCCCUUAAUAGAUGAUUCUGAUGAUGAAGUUGAAGAAUUCAUGGUAACGUCUGAAAAUUUAACUGAAGGAAUAAAAUUAAGAGCCUCAAAAACUGUUUCCAAUGGAGCAGCUAAACCUGCUACUUCUGAUAAUUUUGAUGAAGAUUUGAAGUGGGUGGAAGAAAACAUCCCCUCUUCAUUCACCGAUGUAGCACUUCCAGUGUUGGUGGAUUCCGAUGAGGAAAUUAUGACCAGAUCUGAAAUAGCUGAAAAAAUGUUCUCUUCAGAAAAGAUUAUGUGAUCGGAAUGAGUAUAAAUAAAACCAAGGUCACGGCCUCGGACUGUAAUGGGUGGGAGCUUGUUAGGGGGCAGCCAGCAAGCUCUGGCCCUGCUGCCCUGGACAUCACGUGGUAAAGGAAGGACUCAGAGGAGGCUGUGCAUCCUCGACAGCUGACUUCUCCGUGUCUGCUGGAGUGAGUGGCUGGACUUGGAAGUCAUCUGAGAAGAGCACGAGGAGGAAGCCGUGUGCACAGACGCUGGUGAUGUGCCAGCAUCGGAUUGGGGUUCUCUCUUUUCUCUUGAAAAAAGGAUCAUUCCAGGUUUCUUUAAAUUAUAUAAAGUCUCCUGCUGUUCUUUCUAUUCACUUUGAGAUAGAUAAUGUGAUUCUUCUGAAGUAGAGCGUGUCCGUGUCCCCAUCUUUGGGAUUUAUAAUUACUAGAAGCAGUAAUGAUUUUUUGUUUUACUUUUAUACUGAUGACUUAACAUUGGAAUGUGGGCAUGUUGAUAUGUCUCAUUUUGCUUUUUCUUUGGUCUGCACAAUGCCAUUUUUUGUGAAUACCACCAUGAGCAUCAGAUCAUGGAGUUAGGUCUUCUCUGAGCUCAGGGGAACACAUGUGCACAAAGAGAAAAGUCUUAAGGGUUCCUUCCACAGAUUUGCUCUGCCACUGCCCCUCCUCAGGCCACGGGUACGCGAGCUACUGCUGAAUCUGCUGGGCAGGUGGUGGACAGCUGGCCACGUGGUGCCCCACAGCACCUCCUGCCUGGCAGGUUGGGAGGCCCAUUACUUCUAAGCCUGGUGGAAACUAGAUCUGUGUCUUGUACACAAUCUUGGCAUCUUCGUCUUAUAAUAAAGGCACAUUGAACUGCAGAGUACAUCACUGCUGAUCUGGUAAUUGCUUUGUUAAUCUUCAGCCAUGUUUUGCUGCUUAUUUGUCACAUUUCUUGGUGACAUAUGGGUUGGCAGGGUUUUGUUUUUUUUUUUUUUUUAGUGUCUUUCUUUAAAAUAGUGUGGACAUAUGCAGUUGGACAUAGUGUGAUGAAACUGUGAAUGUGCCACUCCUUCCAUGACCAAAGAUAGAGGGCUGGCAACCUGUGAGGCGGUGAUGAGGGGCGCAUCUCGCCUGUCCUCUGCAGGAGUCCAGCCUGUGAACUGAGAGUGACUUCAAAGCAUUUGAGAAGACAGGAAAAUCUUGACCAUCACAAAUCUUUUUUCUUCACUGUAAAGCCUGAGAAUGGUUUUCUUUCCUCUCAAAAGCCUUUCUGACCUGCCUCCUGUGGUUAGAAAGGAAGUUAGUAAGAAGACUGCCUUCAGGCAGCAGCUUCUCCUGGGAGGCCUCGCCUCACAGCGGUGCUCAGCGGGGAGCCCUGGCAGGACAGGCAGGUUUGCCAAGUGGUGCUCGCUCUGGACACCCUUCCUGGGAGGAGAGGGGCUAGUUGAAGGGUUCUGGUUCCAUCCUUCGCUCAAGUUUCUGCCAGGGUGAUGGCCGCCCACCGAGUUUCCCAGCACCUGGGUCUGCUCUGGUUUGGGUGCUCUGCCUUUGCCCAGCUGGUUCAGGACUGGAGGUGUCUGCUGACCUCCUACCCCACGGUUUGCAGUGGGUUGACCCCUGACUCGGCACACAGCUGGGGUUGACCUCAGAGGCCGAGUCCUGGGCCUGCAGCCAGGAGGCACGUGAGCAUGGUGGGUGGGAGUGGGGGCCGAUGGCAGGUGUCACACUAAGGGGAACCAGCCCCCACAGGCCUUGCUGCUGUUCAUAGGGACAGUUCUUUCUCCCGCCAUGUAGCUCAACAGGGACUGAAGGGCAGCCGCUGCUCUCCACCCUCAGGAGACAGGUUCCCUCCUUCUGCUGCUGCUGAAGGGCAUGUGCAAUGUCUAUCCUUCCUGGUGGUGGUGUCAUCUGUAUUUCUGGGGAGUAGGAGGGGCUGCCCUGGCACUUGGCUUCCAGGCCCAGGGAGGAUGGCGGAAUGUCCUCAGGGCGUACAACUCCUUCCUCAGGGGCCUCCAGGCCUGGGGCCUGCUCUAGGGGUUACUUUAGGAAGCCUUGGCGAGGCCUAAGGGAAGGGCCCACUUUGGUAUGAAGUGUGAAAUUUGCCUAAGAGGAAAUUUUCAUGAUUUGAAGUAGAUUAAAUAUCUCCUUUAAAGUGUAGUCACUUUUUUGCAAAAACUAAGGAAAAAUAGCUGAUUAUUUUAUGCCUAGAGGUAAUUUUCCCUUACUUUCUUGUAAAGGAAAUAUUUUUUAAUCUUUCAUAUCCCUUCCCCUCUGUAUUACAGAACAUUAGAUUUGCACUACUAUAACGUCGACUCAAAGUAUAAAAGUGUAUAGAUAAGUUUGAUUCUAUAUCUUCCUUUUGAAAGCGGUCUGGGGAGCCUCCCUGGCUGUCACGCUAGGGAGGUCUCUGCUCCUAGUCCUUGUCUUUUGUGGCAGCAGCAGGAGACAGCCCUGCCCAGCACCGCCCUGCACGACAGAAGUUUGACACGGGCACGUUUUUGAACAUAUCAGCUGUAUGUAUGUAAGUGACAGAAGUCGAUUUUUAAGGAAGUGUAUGUUAUGCCACAAGAACUCAUGGCUGGGUUAAGAAUCUUCUUUAGAACUAGGAAAGUGUUUUAUUCAUAUAUUUGGGGAGAAAUUUUGGGGGCUUAAAACUUGUAUUUUUUAUUUAAAAAACUUAAAUUAUUCUAUAACUUGAAAGAAAUUUCUUUGAAUAUAGGACAUGACUAUUUGAAGGAUUUUUGUUUGAAAUAUUAAUGUAUUUUUGUGCCUUAAAAUUGGUUCUUUUAAUAAAAUGCUUUCUGAAAGUUUA